CAGAUGGACAUAUACGUCCAGACAGCGAGUCCUAUAGUGGAGCAGGUGCUGAAAGGAUACAAUGGGACGAUCUUCGCGUACGGGCAAACCGGUACAGGCAAGACUUAUACCAUGGCUGGGAGCAACACCGCGCCGGAGUUACGAGGAAUCAUUCCUAACUCAUUCGCGCAUAUCUUCAGCCAUAUUGCUAAGGCUAAUGAGGAUGAGAAAUUCUUAGUAUGCGUGACGUACUUGGAGAUUUACAACGAGGAAGUCCGCGACCUCCUCGGCAACAACCCUCACCAGAGCCUGGAAGUCAAGGAGCGACCUGACAUCGGGGUCUUCGUGAAAGACCUGACAGGCUACGUAGUCCACAAUGCGGAUGAGUUAGAGAAAAUAAUGGCAGUCGGUAACAAGAACCGUCACAUCGGCGCCACGGCGAUGAACACGGAGAGCUCGCGGUCGCACGCCAUCUUCUCAAUCACCGUCGAGAGCAGCAAGCGAGGCUCUGACAACAAGAUGCAUGUCAAGAUGGGGAAACUACAUCUUGUUGAUUUGGCUGGUUCAGAACGGCAAAGCAAGACGCAAGCCACAGGGACUCGAUUGAAAGAAGCCACUAAGAUCAAUCAGUCUCUCUCAGUGCUGGGCAACGUGAUCUCAGCGCUGGUCGACGGGAAGUCCACACACAUACCGUAUAGAAACUCCAAAUUGACAAGGCUGUUGCAAGAUUCGCUUGGAGGUAACUCUAAGACUGUCAUGAUAGCAACAAUAGGACCAGCGGACACGAAUUACGUGGAAACUAUAAGCACGCUGCGCUAUGCCAACCGAGCGAAGAAUAUUGAAAAUAAGACGCAUGUCAACAGCGAGCCGGGAGACGCACUGCUUACUAGAUUCCAACAAGAGAUUGAUCAGCUCAAGAAACAACUGGAUGAGUGUACCAAUGAAGAAGAAGAAGUGGAGGAAGAGGGAGAAGGAGAGUUAUCGGAGGAGGACUUGUCAGACGACACACUUACUGACCCGGAGGCCGACGUGUUGGACCCGACAGAGAAGAAAAUCAGACGCAAGCUCAGGAGGGAAGAAAAGGAGAAGUUGAACCGAGAGAAGGCUUAUCUCGCACGGAAGGUGCUAGAAGAGAAGAAAGCAGAAUUGCAGAGAACUAAAAAACAACAAGAAGAGCUAAAAGACAAGCUGCAACGUCUAGAGUCCAAGGUGCUGGUGGGCGGCGAGAACUUGCUGGACAAGGCGGACGCUCAGCGGCGGCUACUGGAGCAGGCUGCCAGGGAACUGGAGCUGAGGAGACUCAACGAGCUCAGGCUGCAGGAGGACUUGCAGAAGAAAGAGGCUGAACGUCUAGACUUAGAAGAAAGAUACUCAAGUCUCCAAGAGGAAAAUGCAGCGAAGACUCGCAAGUUGAAGCGAGCCGUGCAACUCUUGAACUCUGCGAAGGCCGAACUGGCUGACCAGCAGAGGGAGCAACAGAGGGAGAUGGAGGGCAUACUGGACAGUGUGAGGGCACUGAAGAGGGAAAUACAACUCGCUGAUCUUGUAUUGGAUUCUUAUAUUCCUAAGGAGUAUCAGGCGCUGAUAGACCAGUACGUGCACUGGAACGAGCAGUUGGGCGAGUGGCAAGUGAAGUGCGUCGCGUACACCGGGAACAACAUGAGCGCGCCGCAUCACUCCGCCACACAGCCGCACUCCAAACAUAUUGAGCCCCCGGACUUAUCAGACCGCUACCUAUCGUACGGCGCAGUGAGCAGUCGGCCCGGCACCCGCCUGGCCAGACCUCACACCUCCGCCGUGCCACGCCCUCACACUGCACUGCGACAGAGGCAGUAG
Molecule: messenger RNA, 1815 nt
Organism: Spodoptera littoralis (African cotton leafworm)
Lineage: Eukaryota; Metazoa; Arthropoda; Insecta; Lepidoptera; Noctuidae
Source: the annotation of a GenBank genome assembly